Molecule: messenger RNA, 2823 nt
Organism: Esox lucius (northern pike)
Lineage: Eukaryota; Metazoa; Chordata; Actinopteri; Esociformes; Esocidae
Gene: sptlc3
Product: serine palmitoyltransferase, long chain base subunit 3
Exons: 12
Coding region: 500-2194 (564 amino acids)
Biological process (GO): ceramide biosynthetic process; sphingosine biosynthetic process
Cellular component (GO): serine palmitoyltransferase complex
Molecular function (GO): pyridoxal phosphate binding; serine C-palmitoyltransferase activity
Source: RefSeq, a predicted model, not a curated record
GAGUGGUGUGAGUAAUGUCUGAUGACAGCACAGGCACAGGAAUCCAACUAUUAUAUUUACACUGGAGUCCAGACAUUAUAUUUCAUUGAAAGACAGUCUGUCUUGAGCUGGAGGAAAUGUGCAGUUCAUACGCUCAAUUCGGUUUCAGUCAGCGCCGCUCCGUUGAUACAACUUCUUCCACGAUAUGUACUUCACCACGUAAAGUUGCAGCGGUGUCCACAACAAAGCUAGGCGGUGUGACGUUUGAUAGCUUCGCUCUGGUCCAGGGCGUUACUGUAAAUAAGUCGUACAGGCUCAGCAUCAUCCGGCCGGACGUAACACGCUGGACCUGAGCUAACCGUACAACCGAUUAUGAGGAAGUCAGUCUCCUUUGUCGUAAUGUCCCAAGUAAACCGGUUUCUCACCUGGACUGACAACUACUCGCGGCUGCUAGCUGCUGGAAGGAGAACAAUCACUUCCUACUUAAGUCACUCAGUCGAUAUCUGUUCCGUGACCAAGAAUGGGUAGAACGACAACCCCGGUCACAAACGGAAAACUGAAAAUACAAAUGAAUGGAAAUAACUUCAAAAGCGCGGUUUGUCAGAAAAAUGGAUACGACAAUAAAUUACAGAUUAACGGCAGGGCAAACGGCACCGGGCCUCCUUCCGGAAAGCGUUUGUUCCAGGGUCAGGAGUCCUUCGAGCAGGCCCCAAUGUAUGUGGCUGUGAUGACCUACCUGGGCUUUGGCCUCGUCACCCUGUUCGGCUACUUCAGAGACUUCCUGCGGGCGGUGGGCCUGGAGAAAUGUCACAUCGCCAAGGAGAGAGACGAGCAGAAGGAUUUUGUCCCGCUGUAUCAGGACUUUGAGAACUUCUACACCCGUAACCUGUACAUGAGAGUCCGGGACAACUGGAACCGACCCAUCUGCAGUCUACCUGGCCCGGUCUUCGACGUGAUGGAGAGGGUUUCUCCAGACUACAACUGGACAUUCAGGUUAACAGGGAAGACAAUUCCCAAUGUCAUCAACAUGGGAUCCUAUAACUACCUUGGUUUCGCUGAGAACAACGUGGACUUCCUGAAGACCGUAGCUGAAAGAGUACAACAAUAUGGCCUGGGAGUCUGUAGCACACGUCAGGAGAUGGGUAACCUGGGUAUCCACCAGGAGCUGGAGGAGCUGGUGGCCGAGUUCUUGGGAGUGGAAUCCGCUAUGGUCUUAGGAAUGGGCUUUGCCACCAACUCUACGAACAUACCGGCACUAGUUGGCAAGGGAUGUCUGAUUCUGAGUGAUGAACUGAAUCACACGUCACUGAUCUUGGGGGCCAGGUUGUCAGGGGCAACCAUCCGGGUGUUCAAGCACAACAACAUGCAGAGCCUGGAGCGUGUACUGAGGGAUGCUGUGUGUAGUGGACAGCCUCACACUCACCGGCCCUGGAAGAAGAUUAUGAUCAUGGUGGAGGGAAUCUAUAGCAUGGAGGGCUCCGUGGUGUGUCUGCCUGAUAUCGUGGCCUUGAAGAAGAAGUACAAGGCUUAUCUGUACCUGGAUGAGGCCCACAGUAUUGGAGCAGUCGGGCCCACUGGAAGGGGCGUGACAGAACUGUUUGGCCUGGAUCCCUCGGAUGUGGACGUCUUGAUGGGAACGUUCACCAAGAGCUUUGGGGCUGCUGGAGGAUACAUUGCUGGGAAGAAGGAGCUGGUGGACUACCUCCGAAGCCACUCCCACAGUGCGGUCUAUGCCUCUGCCAUGUCUCCUCCUGUCACAGAACAGAUUCUCAGGGCGAUGCGGUGCAUCAUGGGACUUGAUGGAACCACUAUUGGGCAGACCAGGGUGCACCGGCUGGCAGAGAACACCAGGUACUUCAGGUCCCGUCUGCAGGAGAUGGGUUUCAUCAUCUAUGGUAACGAUGACUCUCCUGUCAUACCACUGCUGCUCUACAUGCCUGGGAAAGUAGUGGCUUUCUCCCGGGCUAUGCUGAGACGGAAGGUAGGCGUGGUGGUAGUGGGUUUCCCAGCUACACCUAUCACAGAGGCCCGAGCACGCUUCUGUUUGUCGGCCGCACACACCAAGGAGAUGCUUGACAAGGUGCUGUUUGACCUCAAUGAGGUAGGAGAUGAACUUUGUCUGAAAUUCUCCCAGAGGAAAUACACAUCUCGGCCAAAAGAGCAACAUCACAACAACAACGACCUCAACAAAGACUUUAAGCAGGACAGCUUAUAGACGACCUCUGACCCCUAACCUCUGCACUGAGAGAAUUUAGAGGGAGAAAUAAGACAUCAAUCUACCCACCCUGUCAAAGGGUGCAUACUCAUCCCUUCUGGUCUAAUUGACUAGGGAGUGGGAACUCAUCCCUUCUGGUCUAAUUGACUAGGGAGUGGGAACUCAUCCCUUCUGGUCUAAUUGACUAGGGAGUGGAAACUCAUCCCUUCUGGUCUAAUUGACUAGGGAGUGGGAACUCAUCCGUUCCAUUCUAAUUUCAUUUAAAGAGGUUGUUGGAGGUAAUCUCUUCCAGGCUGAUUCUUUGAAAGAGAGAGUGAGGUCUCAUCCCUGCCCUGUAAAACAACGUGGGAAGGUUCAUUGAUCCAGGCUUGGUGGAUGCACUAUGUUAUAAUAUUAAAGUGUUCAUAUCAGAAUGUAAAUCACAAGAUCGUAUAUUUCCGUAAUCAUACAAAUUAUCCAAUUCGGCUAGCUCCUUGUAAAUAAGAAUGUUUUUUAAACUUACUGUUCUGAUUGAAAUGUUUCAUUUAAUUAAAUUAUCUAGAAUGAAUUUCUGAAAGACUGAGGCAGAGAACAAGACUGUCUCUUGGAGUUUGUGAUGCAUUUUAAUAAAAGUUUCUUUGUUUAUAUAA